Daucus carota subsp. sativus is the source of this 1918-nucleotide messenger RNA. RefSeq names its product protein NUCLEAR FUSION DEFECTIVE 4. The transcript has a single exon. NCBI's taxonomy places the organism in Eukaryota, Viridiplantae, Streptophyta, Magnoliopsida, Apiales, Apiaceae. The record is from RefSeq and is a predicted model, not a curated record. Gene Ontology annotation, cellular component: membrane. The coding region runs from base 56 to 1759 and encodes 567 amino acids.
AAAAGAGUUCUUGCUUGACUACUGUUUGGGGACAUAGUUAGUGCUUGAUAAUAACAUGAAUAUCGAGGGAAGAUUGGCAGAGGACUCGAGGGCUGCUGCUAAAGGCAGCAGGCUUGAGUUUGCAUUACAAGUUCUUCGAGGCCGAUGGCUCGCACUUUUUGCAUCCUUAACAAUUUUGGCUGGUGUAGGUGGUGGCUAUAUCUUUGGGAUUUAUUCCAAGGAGAUCAAAGCUUCUUUAGGCUAUGAUCAGACAACACUUAAUCUGAUUGGAUUCUUCAAGGAUCUUGGCGGAAGUGUUGGGCUAUUUUCGGGCUUGAUUGCAGAGGUAACUCCAGUUUGGUUUGUUCUUCUAAUCGGCUGGUCUCUGAAUUUUGUGGGCUACUUUGUGAUAUGGCUUGCGGUUUCGGGAAAAAUAGCAAAGCCAAAAGUGUGGCAAAUGUGUACUUACAUGUGCAUUGCAGCCAAUUCUCUCAAUUUUGCAAACACGGGAGCUCUUGUCACUUGUGUGAAAAAUUUUCCUGAGAAUCGCGGGGUUUUGUUAGGUCUCUUGAAGGGAUUUGCGGGACUAAGUGGAGCUAUCAUGACACAAAUUUACUUGGCCCUUUAUGGGAAUGAUCCUCAGUCUCUCAUCCUCCUGAUUGCAUGGUUUCCGGCUGCACUAUCACUGGUUUUUGUCUAUACAGUCCGGACCAUUAAAACGGGUACGCAGCCAAAUGAGGUCAGAGUUCUGUACCAGUUCCUAUAUGUAUCAAUUGCAUUAGCUUGUUUUAUCAUGGUCAUGACCAUAACUCAAAAACUAGUACCUAAUUUUCCGCCAAUUGCUUAUGAUGCAAGUGCUACUUUAGUUUGUGGUCUACUAUUCUUCCCUCUUUUUAUUGUGUACCGAGAAGAGUUGCAUCUCUGGAACCAAAACAGAAUUCCUAGUAGUCCUAAAAAUGAAAAGAUCGAGAUUCCAGCACAAUCCACUCCAAGAUCAGAAGAAAUGGAAAGAAAAUCCUGUUUCUCUAAUAUUCUUGAUAAGCCACCAAGAGGAGAAGACUACACAAUUUUACAAGCAAUAUUCAGUGUAGACAUGUUAAUUUUGCUAAUUUCAACAGCUUGUGGACUUGGCUCUGGCUUAACUUUAAUUGAUAACUUGGGUCAAAUUGGAGAGUCACUAGGAUAUCCGACACAAACGAUUAAUACAUUUGUAUCGCUAGUAAACGUAUGGAGCUACUUUGGAAGGAUAUCUGCUGGUCUGCUCUCGGAAAAACUUCUAAUUAAAUUCAAAUUUCCCAGGCCUCUUAUGAUUACAAUCUGCCUCUUCUUAAUAUGUGUCGGUCACCUCCUUGUGGCCUUCCCUGUUCCGGGCUCAGUGUAUUUGGCAUCCGUAAUUAUUGGUUUCUCAUUUGGAGCGCAGUAUCUAUUAUUCAAUGCUAUAAUAUCUGAGCUCUUUGGUCUUAAGUACUUUGCUACAUUGUUCAAUUUUGGCGGGUUGGCCAUUCCAGUGGGUUCGUACUUGUUAAACGUGAGGAUUACUGGAGUCAUGUAUGAUCAUGAAGCAAUGAAAGAUCUUGCUCGGAAAAAUAUGCACAGAUCAUCAGGUGAGGAACUGACAUGUAUUGGAGCUCAUUGUUACAGGAAAUCUUUCAGUAUUUUGGCAGCUGCUGCAUGUUUUGGAGCUUUUUCUUCGUUGGUUUUGGUCUUCAGAACUCGAGAGUAUUACAAAGGGGACAUAUACAAGAAGUUUGGAAAAGAAACUGAAGCACAAGAAGAGUAACUACAAAUUAGAUUACCUUUGUUUGCUGUUUAAUUUUAUCGACGACAUAUGUUCGUUAGUGCAAUAUUAUGCAAGUCUUUGAAAUUCUAUACAUAGUAUAGCGGCGCAGAUCGUUGCACAAUACUAUGUAAGACUUUGGAAUUCUAUACAUAAAGUUUG